AUCUCAAAGCUUUUGAAAGAAGACUUACUGAAUAUAUUGCAUGUUUGCAGCCAGCUACAGGACGGUGGAGAAUGAUUCUGAUAGUGGUAUCAGUCUGCACAGCAACUGGUGCUUGGAACUGGUUAAUAGACCCGGAGACACAAAAGGUGUCAUUUUUCACAUCACUUUGGAACCACCCAUUUUUCACAAUUAGCUGUAUUACCUUAAUAGGCUUGUUUUUUGCUGGAAUACAUAAAAGAGUGGUGGCACCAUCAAUUAUAGCAGCCCGAUGUCGAACUGUUUUGGCAGAGUAUAAUAUGUCCUGUGAUGAUACUGGAAAAUUAAUUUUGAAACCUAGGCCUCAUGUUCAAUAAGGGCUGUCUUCCUUCAGUUUUUUCCACUGCCAUGGAAACCAAAAAUGACCUUUUUUAAGGUAGUAUGACAGCAAACAAACAAACAGGACUGGUUGUCACUGCCUGGGAAUGAAAGUCUUACACAGUUGACAGUGAAAGUGUGCAAUAUUACUUUCUUGAAUAUUUAUCCAAAUUCUUUGUUACCAUAUUAUCAGUGCUUUUGCUACUUCUGAUUACCUCUUUUUCAGUAUUAGUGUCACUUUUUUACUUCGGCUAGAACAGAACAUACAGGUGACAUAUGUUAAUCGGUGAUGAAGUUGAACUUGAAAAUCAAACCUCAUUUGUGUUACGUGUCUUUGUAAGCUGUUGUAAAUAGCAGAUCCAUGUCAAUGUUGAGGAAACGUACUAUUUGCUAUAUGGGGUUUUUUUUGUUGUUGCAGUUCUCAUGAACAGUAUUGAAAAGAAUGCUUACCAUUCCCGUGAUGUUUUAUUGGCACACUUACUCAUUACAGCUGUCCUUGUCUCCUGGUCGCUCUUGUUGGAACUGGUUAAAAGGCCUGGAGAGAGACUCUCUGUGCUGGAGGAAACUGGCCUUACGGUUUAAGGACUUUGCAAAUGUACUGAGGAUCACAUUUGUCAGAUUGUAUAUAUAGUGCACCAGCCACUUUCAUCGUGGUCAUACGUAGCUCCUCGUUUGAUCUGGUUCACAACACUGCUAUUUUAAGAUUUUAAUAUUUUAAAAAAUUGUCUUAAAUAUGCUUGUAUCUUUCCGAUUGUAAAGUUGUACCGUAUCUGAAGUCCACAUGGCCAUUCUGCGUGGAUUCUUAUGCUCUGAUAGUCUGGAUGUGAAACUAAUAUUGCAGAUGUGUAACUUGAGGUUUGUUGAAGAAAAUAUAGAGUGCCACAAUAAAAUUAACCAAGUUUGUUAUUCAGAGUGUUAAAAACAAGGUGUGGAUGUUAUAUGCAUAUAAAGCGAAACUUUUGAAGAGCUAAAAUUGUAGAGAGUUUUAAGAGUUUAAGUUGUUCAAGGUGCCUUUUUAAUUGUUUCAAACUCUUUUAAUUGACUGAAACUGCGAAGCUGUUGCAACUUCAGUAGCUCCUACUACACGGUAGCCAGGCUUUCAGACGCAGCCUAUGGAUGUAACUUUGUCAGUUGAGGCAUUAAGAAUUGUCUCCUGUAACUCUUCCAGUAAGUCUUCUGCCCACCCGUUAUUUUUAACUGCUGUAUAUUUUGUAGGUAAAUGUAUAUAAAAUAAAUUCUUUCUAUAAACAG
Messenger RNA from Apaloderma vittatum (bar-tailed trogon), 1605 nucleotides. RefSeq names its product CTD nuclear envelope phosphatase 1 regulatory subunit 1 (gene CNEP1R1). NCBI's taxonomy places the organism in Eukaryota, Metazoa, Chordata, Aves, Trogoniformes, Trogonidae. The annotation marks the transcript as partial. The record is from RefSeq and is a predicted model, not a curated record. The transcript has 5 exons. Gene Ontology annotation, cellular component: cytoplasm; Nem1-Spo7 phosphatase complex.